AUGUGGAAGUUACUGCUGGUUAAGUUAUGGAUGUCUCUGGCAACGAUCUGCAUGGGAUACGUGACAUUUACCAACCUGAAUUGCAGUUCGUAUAAUUUGGACUAUCUAAGUUUUCCUACGUGUCAAAUUAAGGCGGUUAACCGAACUCAUAAGUAUAUCAACAUCCACGCAAAAAUAUACAAGUUUCCCAUUGCUGAAAGUUGGAUCAAGGUGAAGUUUAGGCGUUUUGACAAUGGUUACAAAGUAUUCUUUCCCGACCUAUCCUAUGAUGGCUGCAAAUUUAUGAAGAAACAGGAUAACAUAAUUGCUCAAAUGUUUUAUAGAACAUUCCAGAGGAGUUCCAAUAUGAAUCACACAUGUCCCUAUAAUCACGAUAUCAUAGUAGAUAAGUUGUUUACCGGUAAUCUGGAAAAGGAGUUCGUACGAUUUAUACCAAUACCAAAUGGUGCCUAUGCCCUUUACACCGAAUGGAGUAUAAAUAGUGUUUUGAGAGCCUCAGUUAAAUUUUAUGUCAAGAUAUCGGAGUAUUAA
This is a messenger RNA of Drosophila suzukii, 531 nucleotides long. RefSeq names its product daedalus on 3 (gene dls). The record is from RefSeq and is a predicted model, not a curated record. Lineage: Eukaryota; Metazoa; Arthropoda; Insecta; Diptera; Drosophilidae.